GCAAUCAGUGGACAAAUUCAAGUGAUACAGAGGUGCCUUGGGGAACAAGAAGGGAUUCCACGUCUUCGUUAUGUUGAUCAACAGCUUAGACAGCAAAAGGCACUUCAGCAACUUGGUGUAAUGAGACAAGCUUGGAGGCCUCAGAGGGGUCUCCCCGAAACCUCUGUCUCAAUACUUCGCGCUUGGCUUUUCGAGCAUUUUCUUCACCCGUAUCCCAAGGAUUCAGAGAAAAUCAUGCUGGCAAGACAGACAGGCCUGACCAGAAACCAGGUGGCAAAUUGGUUCAUCAAUGCACGGGUGCGGCUAUGGAAGCCGAUGGUUGAAGAAAUGUAUAAAGAAGAGUUUGGUGAUUCUGAUAACAUAAGCUGCAAUAUUCCAUCCGAAGGCAUUGUGAAACGUAAAAGAGAUGAUGCUGAAGCCUCUGAUAACAAAGGGGAAGAUGAUUCACAAGACAAUUUAGUAACCAUUGCUGAUAGUGUCCAACAAGAAGGGCAUUUUCAUAAACAUACAUCAUGUUCCGUGGAUGAGAACAACAAUAAUGGGGUUUAUAGUUGUGGAAGCAUAAUGGGUUGUAGCACUAGUCCUGCUGCAUAUGAUUUUGCAGAGUUGGGUAACUUUACAUCUACCAUGGGUGGCCACGUGUCUCUUGCAUUGGAAUUGAGGAACUGUGAAAGGGAUGGGUUUGGUGGCAUGUCUGAUAAUGAUGGCAUCCACAAGAAAAGACGUAAUCAUUGUGUAGAUAUAUUUCUCACUUUGUAA
Messenger RNA from Arachis duranensis, 759 nucleotides. Its product is annotated as BEL1-like homeodomain protein 3. The transcript is spliced from 3 exons. Lineage: Eukaryota; Viridiplantae; Streptophyta; Magnoliopsida; Fabales; Fabaceae. The coding region runs from base 121 to 759 and encodes 212 amino acids. Gene Ontology annotation, biological process: regulation of transcription by RNA polymerase II. Gene Ontology annotation, molecular function: DNA-binding transcription factor activity, RNA polymerase II-specific; RNA polymerase II cis-regulatory region sequence-specific DNA binding. The record is from RefSeq and is a predicted model, not a curated record.